AUGGGUCAGCAGGCGCCUCCGCUGCAGAGCCAGGCCCGAUGCCAUCGCAACCGCCGAAUCCCAACACGGCCCAAGGUCAGGUCGAGCACACAAAAUCGUUCGAGCAUCAAUAAUGAUCGCAUCUGUAUUCAUGCCCAGCAAAGCGGCGGAGAAUUGUCUCUGAACUUAAGAGGUCCCCCACGAGGCACCAGCGCGCCAAGUAGCCCGGCGAAGAGUCGUGAGAGUCUGCUGCAACGCGUACAAAGUUUAACAGGAGCGGCACGAGACCAAGGUGCAUCCAUCUUAGGCGCAGCUGUUCAGAGUGCAACUAGACCAUCAUUCAAUAAAGAUCGAUCCUUUACUUUACUAGUUAUCGAUGAUCAGAACACGGAUUGGUCAAAGUAUUUCCGUGAAAAACUACAUAAUGAUUAUGAUAUUCGAGUGGAGCAAGCAGAAUUCAAGGAACUCUCGUUGAUCGCGAGCGGCGAGCAAGGAUGCACUGUCUCGAUGGCGGUGUAUCGGAGCGGUACCAAGGUGAUGCGUUCAUUUAGGCCGGAUUUCGUUCUAAUUCGUCAAAAUCUUCGCGACGCCUCCGAGGACAAUCGCAGCCUUCUUCUCGGUCUGAAAUACGGCGGCGUUCCGAGCGUCAACUCGCUAUCUUCCAUCUACAACUUCCAGGACCGGCCGUGGGUUUUCGCGCACCUGAUGCAACUCCAAAGACGCCUCGGACGUGAAAAUUUUCCCCUGAUCGAGCAAACUUAUUACCCAAAUCAUCGCGAAAUGUUGACUUCAUCCCGUUUCCCGGUAGUGCUGAAGCUGGGCCAUGCCCACGGCGGAAUGGCCAAAAUCCGCGUGGACAACCUGAGCGAUUUCAGCGACGUCGCCGGCGUGGUCGCCCUGGCGAACACAUACUGCACCGUCGAGCCCUACAUCGAUGCCAAAUUCGAUGUACACAUUCAGAAAAUCGGAAACAACUAUAAGGCAUUUAUGCGCAAAUCAAUUUCUGGAAACUGGAAAACCAACCAGGGCUCCGCCAUGCUCGAGCAAUUAGGCAUGACGGAACGUUAUAAACACUGGAUAGAUGAGGUGUCCGAUCUCUUCGGAGGUUUAGAAAUCUGUGCCCUCGAGUUGGUCGCCGGUAAAGACGGUCGCGAGCACAUAAUAGAAGUGAACGACUGCGCGCUCAGUCUGAUGGGAGACAGCCAGGAGGAGGACAGGCGGUUGAUCGCUGAAUUGGUUGCCACGCGGAUGCAGAACAUUUGCCGACCGCCUUUACCCAAAACCGGUGCCGGCGUCCCGUUAGGCACGCGAUCAAGCGUAUCUAGCCGAGGCGGAUCACCGACCGAAGACCACUUGCCGCCCGUGCCGGAUCGCCCGGACCGCCAGUCGAUUAGCUCGGAGCCCCCGAGCGAACCGCCGCCGCCGCACCCGUUGCUGGGGACACUAGGACGGCGAGAUUCCCAAGCUUCGCAGUCGUCAACCGUGAGCUCGGCCUCGGGUGCGAUUGGCAGCGGCGUCGGCGGCGGCGGCGGCCCCGGUCACGGCAUCGGCAUCGGCCCGCGCGCCCCGUCGCUCGGCCAGCGUCAGCCCUCGCAGCAAGCCUCCGCUCCUGAGGAUUCAGAGGACACAAUGAAAAACUUGCGGAAAACGUUCGCCGGCAUUUUCGGCGACAUGUAA
Molecule: messenger RNA, 1656 nt
Organism: Ctenocephalides felis (cat flea)
Lineage: Eukaryota; Metazoa; Arthropoda; Insecta; Siphonaptera; Pulicidae
Product: synapsin-like
Biological process (GO): neurotransmitter secretion
Cellular component (GO): synaptic vesicle; synaptic vesicle membrane
Molecular function (GO): ATP binding
Source: RefSeq, a predicted model, not a curated record